Molecule: messenger RNA, 372 nt
Organism: Adineta ricciae
Lineage: Eukaryota; Metazoa; Rotifera; Eurotatoria; Adinetida; Adinetidae
Source: the annotation of a GenBank genome assembly
AUGUCGUCAACGAAUGAAACACACGUUCGAACAGAAGGAGAUGGUCAGAGUGAACCUCAACAUCACAUUCCACCGUUGACCCCUGUUACCUUUGAGGCACGAGAGUUAUGGGAAGAUUAUCGCAAUGCAAUCGAAGCUAAAGCACAAAAACAUUUUUCAAUGCCGGCAACAUUUCAGAUGGUUCCUCUAAGAAUGUCUGUUCUUGAUAUCGAAGGAACGAAGACUUAUUUCUUCAAAGCUCGAGUUCCGAAUAACAAGUUUGUCAAUGUUCGUCUUAGACUGUCGGGUCAUGCUGAGCCUCGAGAUAAUCAAGUGGCAGUGGAAUCACGUGCUAGUGGUGGCCUUGAUGAAGAAAUAACGAAGAUCUUUUAG